Messenger RNA from Lethenteron reissneri (Far Eastern brook lamprey), 7995 nucleotides. Its product is annotated as nuclear mitotic apparatus protein 1-like. The record is from RefSeq and is a predicted model, not a curated record. NCBI's taxonomy places the organism in Eukaryota, Metazoa, Chordata, Hyperoartia, Petromyzontiformes, Petromyzontidae.
CGAGAAGGCGGCGGCGGCAACUGUCGGGGGCAGCGGAGUCGCUCCCAGUGCCGUCAGUGGUCAGGGUCAGUGUCGUCAGGGUCAGUGUCGUCAGGGUCAGUGUCGGUGCCGUCAGGGUCAGUCCCGGUGCGUCAGGCUCGUGUUUUUCGUGUCACGUUUCCUCGCCGACGGCGCUGACAAUGCUGGCGCAGGCGAAGUGCUCGGCCCUGCUGGACUGGAUAAACUGUCUGGACGUUUCACGGACAGAAGUGCUCUCAGAGCUGCAAGACUUCAGAUUAUUUCUAAGUCUUGUUGAAAAGAUAAACAAUGACACAGAUGUUAGCUCUGUGGAGGACUCUCACGAAAAGAAAGUUACAUUCGUCUCUACCUUUUUGAAAAAGCGGCAGGCUGUGAUGGGUUCGGUGGUGGAUUGGAGUGAGCUGCUGACCCGGAGUGCCUCUGACAUGGAGCUGGCUAAGUUGGCAGUGGCCUUCCUGUUCUUCUUGAUGACAGAUCCCGAGGUGCAGCUCAAAAUGGAGACGCUAUCACUCCACACACAGAAUGAGUUGAGAGAAAUAAUGCAGUUUCUGGUCGAUAACAAGGAUUCAAACAACUUGGCAGAUGACUUGGAAUAUCUUCUGCAUUCUGUAGCACCAGCAAUGGGACUGAUGGAGUCGUUUCAGGAGGCAGAGGACACAUAUGCUACUGUCACUCCCUUGCGAAACAAAACCAGACAUAUGCUGCAGCACGCACCCUCCAAAACUUCGCCUGCCACACCAUUGCAGGAUUUCUUCAAAAAGAGCCAAGUCCAGCAGGUGCUGAAGCUGCAGGAGCAGGUGUGGAGAGAGAGGAAAGCCUGUGAGCAGCUGGAGGCUGAGCUCUCAGCGCACCAGCAGCUGGUGACUGACAGAGAUGCGCAGGUGUUUGCUCUGCAAGCAAGAUUGAAGACACUAAGAAUUCUUUACGAACAGAAACCAUCUUCUCCACAGUCAGGGGUGUUGAAGGAGUUACAAGAGAAAUCAGACCGGCUGCAGGAUGUGAUGCGCCAAAACCAAGAACUGCGUAAAGAGAAUGCAAUCAGCGAGCACAGGGUGGACACCCUGAAAGAUGAGAAUGGGAGCCUGUCUCGCAAGCUUGCAGAUGCUGGAGUGAAGCUGAGUGAAAGUCGGACUAAGUUGCGUGAGGUGGUGAGCUGCAGUGAAGGGGUGCUCCUGCAGAAGGAGACAGAGUGUGUGGAACUGAAGACUCGACUGCAAACAUUGCUGGACAUAAAGGCCGAGUUGGAAGAGCGAAGGGACAUCCUGGAAGCCAAGGUGGCUGUUCUUGUGGAGCAGCUAGAGGAGACGCGGCAGGAGGUGGCCUGUGGGGAGGUUUUGGGAGAUGCUAUUCAGAUGGACUCACUAAAGCAAGAAAUAGCGACUUUGGUGAACACUCAGAACCAUCAUAAUAGUUUAGUUCAACAACUGCAGUCUGAUAAACAUACUCUGCAGUCAAUUAUAGAUGAAAACGAUAGGCAGCUGGAGCUGCAGCUAUUCCAACAUCAGAACACAUUGAUGGAAUUUCAAAGGGAAUUGGACUUAAUGAAACAAAAUAUAAAGGAUCUUGAAAGGAAAGCAGAACAGAGAGAAAAUGAAUUGUUAGCUGAAAUGGAAGAGAACAAAAUUAAUGUAGAAAAGCUUCAGAGUAAGUUGGAACAGAAGGAAGAAGAUGUAAUUUGUUUGGAAAAGGUUAACGAACAAGAGAGAUGUAGAUAUUUGUCAAGUAUUUCAAAGAUGGAGAAGAAAAUUCAAAACAUUGAAAAUGAAAAGUUAGAGCUGUCUGAGCAGAUAAAACACAUGCAGGAAGAACUCCGUUGUUUCUUGGCGAAUGAAUCCAUUCUGAAGGAGGAGAGGGAGAUGCUGAGAGUGAAAAUAUCUGAUGCUGAGAAUGAAAAACAGACACUUCUGAAUGCAGUGUCUGACUUAGCACAAGAGAGAAACAGGCUCAUAGGAAAACUGUCACUCCUGCAAGAGGAGAGUGAAUGUCUAGGAAGGAAAGUGGUUGGCCUUGAGAAGGAGAAGGAAUGUCUCGUGGUGAGUGUGACUGGUCUUGAGGAGGAGAAGGGACAUCUUGUAAUGAGAGUGUCUGACCUUGAAGAAGAGAAGGAAGGUCUUGUAGUGAGGGUGGCUCACCUUGAGGAGGAGAAAGAAGGUCUGGUAGUGAGGGUGGCAGGUCUUGAAGAUGAGAAGGAACGUCUUGUAGUGAGGGUGAAUGGUCUGGAUGAGGAGAAAGGACGUCUUGUAAUGACUGUGACUGGUCUUGAAAAGGAGAAGGACGGUCUUGUAAUGAGGGUGGCUCACCUUGAGGAGGAGAAAGAAGGUCUUGUAAUGAGGGUAGCUGCCCUUGAAGAGGAAAAGGAAAGUCUUGAACGGGACAAGGAAGGUCUUCUAAUGAGGGUGUUAGGCCUUGAAGAGGAGAAGGAACAUCUUGUAGUGAGGGUGACUUGCCUUGAGAACGAGAAGGAAGGUCUGGCAGUGAGGGUGGCAGGCCUUGAAGAGGAGAAAGAAAGUCUUAUAGUGAGGGUGGCUGGUCUGCAUGAGGAGAAAGGACGUCUAGUAAUGACUGUGACUGGACUUGAAAAGGAGAAGGAAGGUCUAUUAAUGAGGGUGGCUGGCCUUGAGCAGGAGAAGAGACAUCUCGUAAUGAGGGUGGCUGACCUUGAAGAGGAGAUGGAAGGUCUUGUAGUGAGGGUGGCUGGUCUAGAACAGGACAAGCAAUGUCUUGUAAUGAGGGUAGCUGCCCUUGAAGAGGAAAAGGAAAUUCUUGAACGGGACAAGGAAGGUCUUGUAGUGAGGGUGACUGGCCUUGAGGAGCAGAAGGAAGGUCUUGCCGUGAGGGUGGCUGGUCUUGAGAACGAGAAGGAAGGUCUGGUAGUGAGGGUGGCAGACCUUGAGGAGGAGAAGGAAGGUAUUGUAAUGAUGGUGGCUGGUCUGGAUGAGGAGAAAGGACAUCUUGUAAUGAGGGUGGCAGGCCUUGAAGAGGAGAAGGAAGGUCUUGUAGUGAGGGUGGCUGGUCUUGAGAAGGAGAAGGAAUGUUUUGUAGUGAGGGUGGCAGACCUUGAAGAGGAGAAGGAACGUCUUGUAGUGAGGGUGGCUGGUCUGCACGAGGAGAAAGGACAUCUUGUAAUGACUGUGACUGGUCUUGAAGAGGAGAAGGAACGUAUAUUAAUGAGGGUGGCUGACCUUGAGCAAGAAAAGGAAGGUCUUGUAAUGAGGGUAGCUGCCCUUGAAGAGGAAAAUGAAAGUCUUGAACGGGACAAGGAAGGUCUUGUAGUGAGGGUGGCAGGACUUGAAGAGGAGAAGGAAGGUCUGGUAGUGAGGGUAGCUGGCCUUGAGGAGGAGAAGGAAGGUGUGGUAGUGAGGGUGGCUGACCUUGAAGAGGAGAAGGAACGUCUUGUAGUGAGGGUGGCUGGCCUUGAGGAGGAGAAGGAAGGUCUGGUGGUGAGGGUGGCUGACCUUGAAGAGGAGAAGGAAUGUAUUGUCAUGAGGGUGGCUGGUCUCGAUGAGGAGAAAGGACAUCUUGUAAUGAGGGUGGCAGGCCUUGAAGAGGAGAAGGAAGGUCUGGUAGUGAGGGUGGCUGGUCUUGAGAAGGAGAAGGAAUGUUUUGUAGUGAGGGUGGCAGACCUUGAAGAGGAGAAGGAACGUCUUGUAGUGAGGGUGGCUGGUCUGCACGAGGAGAAAGGACAUCUUGUAAUGACUGUGACUGGUCUUGAAGAGGAGAAGGAACGUAUAUUAAUGAGGGUGGCUGACCUUGAGCAAGAAAAGGAAGGUCUUGUAAUGAGGGUAGCUGCCCUUGAAGAGGAAAAUGAAAGUCUUGAACGGGACAAGGAAGGUCUUGUAGUGAGGGUGACUGGUCUUGAGGAGGAAAAGGAAGGUCUUGUAGUGAGGGUGGCAGGACUUGAAGAGGAGAAGGAAGGUAUUGUAAUGCGGGUGGCUGGUCUGGAUGAGGAGAAAGGACAUCUUGUAAUGAGGGUGGCAGGCCUUGAAGAGGAGAAGGAAGGUCUGGUAGUGAGGGUAGCUGGCCUUGAGGAGGAGAAGGAACGUCUUGUAGUGAGGGUGGCUGGCCUUGAGGAGGAGAAGGAAGGUCUGGUGGUGAGGGUGGCUGACCUUGAAGAGGAGAAGGAAUGUAUUGUCAUGAGGGUGGCUGGUCUCGAUGAGGAGAAAGGACAUCUUGUAAUGACUGUGACUGGUCUUGAGAACGAGAAGGACGGUCUCGUAGUGAGGGUGGCUGGCCUUGAGGAGGAGAAGGAAGGUCUUGUAGUGAGAGUGACAGGACUUGAGGAGGAGAAGGAACGUCUUGUAGUGAGGGUGGCUGGCCUUGAGGAGGAGAUGGAAUGUAUUGUCAUGAGGGUGGCUGGUCUGGAUGAGGAGAAAGGACAUCUUGUAGUGAGGGUGGCUGGUCUUGAGAACGAGAACGAGGGUCUUGUAGCGAGGGUGGCAGGACUUGAGGAGGAGAAGGAAGGUAUUGUAAUGAUGGUGGCUGGUCUGGAUGAGGAGAAAGGACAUCUUGUAGUGAGGGUGGCUGGUCUUGAGAACGAGAACGAGGGUCUUGUAGCGAGGGUGGCAGGACUUGAGGAGGAGAAGGAAGGUAUUGUAAUGAUGGUGGCUGGUCUGGAUGAGGAGAAAGGACAUCUUGUAAUGAGGGUGGCAGGCCUUGAAGAGGAGAAGGAAGGUCUUGUAGUGAGGGUGGCUGGUCUUGAGAAGGAGAAGGAAUGUUUUGUAGUGAGGGUGGCAGACCUUGAAGAGGAGAAGGAACGUCUUGUAGUGAGGGUGGCUGGUCUGCACGAGGAGAAAGGACAUCUUGUAAUGACUGUGACUGGUCUUGAAGAGGAGAAGGAACGUAUAUUAAUGAGGGUGGCUGACCUUGAGCAAGAAAAGGAAGGUCUUGUAAUGAGGGUAGCUGCCCUUGAAGAGGAAAAUGAAAGUCUUGAACGGGACAAGGAAGGUCUUGUAGUGAGGGUGACUGGUCUUGAGGAGGAAAAGGAAGGUCUUGUAGUGAGGGUGGCAGGACUUGAAGAGGAGAAGGAAGGUCUGGUAGUGAGGGUAGCUGGCCUUGAGGAGGAGAAGGAAGGUCUGGUAGUGAGGGUGGCUGACCUUGAAGAGGAGAAGGAACGUCUUGUAGUGAGGGUGGCUGGCCUUGAGGAGGAGAAGGAAGGUCUGGUGGUGAGGGUGGCUGGCCUUGAGGAGGAGAUGGAAUGUAUUGUCAUGAGGGUGGCUGGUCUGGAUGAGGAGAAAGGACAUCUUGUAGUGAGGGUGGCUGGUCUUGAGAACGAGAACGAGGGUCUUGUAGCGAGGGUGGCAGGACUUGAGGAAGAGAAGGAAGGUCUUGUAGUGAAGGUGGCUGGUCUGGAUGAGGAGAAAGGACAUCUUGUAAUGACUGUGACUGGUCUUGAAAAGGAGAAGGGACAUCUUGCAAUGACGGUGGCUGAUCUUGAAGAGGAGAAGGAAGGUCUUGUCAUGAGGGUGACUGGUCUUGAGGAGGAGAAGGGGCAUCUUGUAAUGAGGGUGGCUGGCCUUGAAAAGGAGAAGGAGAAUGAAGGUCAGCUUUUAAUCUCGGCUGUGUCACAAAGGCAAGAAGAGCUUGAAAAGACACGAAAACAACUUGAAGAAAAAGAAGCGCUGGAGAAUAACUUGAACGCACGCAUUCAAGACAAGCAUGUUCAAUGCUCGUCAUUUGAAGACACAAUUACGGAUCUUAAUGGCGCGAUUAUGGAUUUGCAAAGUCGAUGUAGUUCCCUGCUAGGUGAUAAUCAAAAGAUUGCUGACAAGUACGAGAUUCAACUCGCGCAGGAGCGUUAUUUGCAGAAUAAAGUUCACGAACUAAAAAACAGCAUAUUUGAACUGAAAGAACAGCACGCUUUUCUCGCAUUACAGAAGGAACAAGACAAAGAAAUGUUCCAAAAGAUUAUUUCUGCUGCAGCUGCCAGAGAAAAGGUAGCAGCUGACAACAUCAAGAAGACAUUGGACUCACAGUUAAACGAGUUUGAACUAAAGUCAGCGCUCUUCAAACGCCAGAAAUGCACAGCUGAGCAACGACUGCAGGUUCAUCUUGUGGAAGCUGACAGGGUUAAGGAACAACUGGAGAACAUGAGCCUGAAAUAUGAGUCAACACGGCAGAAGAUGCUUGAGGAUGGAGAUGUGGCGCAGGGCGAUAAGAGGAAGCUUCAACAAGAGGUAGCUGAUGAUUUAAAGCAAAAACUAAAAGAAUGUGAAGGCAAUCACAAGGUCAAAGAGCAGAGAUGGUCAGUUAGCCUGGAGCAAAGCCAAAAGCUGUGUCGGAGCUUGCAGUGCGAACUGGCUGAGAGCCAGAGGGAUUCGGCCAACAAAGAUUGGCUUAUCCAGAACAUAAAAUCACAGAUGGUGUCUGCCGGAGUCGGCAAGAAGUUGCGUCUCCCGUCCACAGAUAUGGAUUGCAGGGUGUCCGCUGACUCCCACGGCACUGAUAAAGUUGUGUGCAGGGCAAGCCGUGACCGCCUCACGUCGGUUAAGGCCAGUGGUGGGGGUGAUGGUGCGACUUUCACUUCAGUAGCAGGUGGUAAGGGGCAGGCUGAAUUGGAGAAUGCCCAAGUGUCUACGAGAGGCUGCGGCACUAGCAAGCGCAAUGGGAGCACUGCCGCCCGGCGGAAUGAGAGCGAUGAGCUGAGUACAGACUCCCUAGACGAGUCGGGCACGGUGGAGCACCACUGCUCCAAACAGAUCAUUCACAUCUACAUGAACAAGGAAUCGAGCAGAGACCCUCAGGAGUGCGACACUACCCAGGUCUGGGGUGCCGGGUCUACACGUGAUUCUCUGCUGGCCGAGCGAACGGCGUCUACAGUGCCCAGCGGGGUGCAGGGGCACAAGAGUAGUGCUGGCAAGGACACGUCGUUUGAGCUGGGCUCCAUUGCGGAUGAGGAGGAGGAUGAUAUAAGUGGACGCAUCGCAGAGCUGCAGUCGAGGAACAUGCGCUGUGCCCCGCACAUGAAGUCUUCCUACCCAGUGGAGACACAGACAUGUGUACAGACGACAGAUGAGCAAAUGAAACAGGGCGACCCCGUGGAGACGCUGCGCAGAGCUUCCAUGUUGAGCUGCACUGGGCAAGAAAGACAUUCACAGAGCUUGGCUCCACGACGGUUCACCUUGGUGCCCAGGGGUCACGCGAGUCCCCCCGGCUUGUGGUCGCUCAAGUCCAUAGUGGACAGAAGGCCGGCCACCAACACGGCCACUUUACGCUCGGACACGGUGGCCAGGGAGAAGAGAGGCCCUCCUUCACAGGCCGCUACCUUCUCCAGGAAACGCCCUGCAUCUUCAGGGCAGUGUUCACUGCAGAACAAACGAUUUCAAGGGGCAAGUAUAUCCAAACCUUAUUGUGCAGAAUCAGAAAACCAAGGCAGUGGAGGCUUUGAGUCAUUUGAAAACAUCAUCCCAGAGGAGUCAGACUCUACAAAUAUCGAGGCUUUGAGGCGGCAGAGUGUGGCUUUCCAGGUGCCAAUCACUCCAAAGGUGAAUCGUCAACUUAAACCCCUGCGCCGAAUCGUUUUGGGAGCAUCCAACAAAGCUGUAAAAACCCAGAAAAAGCACUAAUUUGUAAAUGUGAAGACAACAGGAUAGAUUGACAUUAUGAUAAUCACUUUGCAUCAUCUUGGCUAUGUCCCACAUUUGUUCAUGGAUACCUUGCCAAAUUAUCAUGGAAAAAUCUGAAAAAAUGUUACAUUCGUCAACACUUAAAUGGAGCCCCAUGUUCAUGUGUUAAAAUUCUGUGAGUUUGUUUUGAACUCAUGGGGGGUGUACAGCUAUUUGCAGGCUGGAGAAAUCGUAUGUUUUAUCGUGUUUGGAGCUUUACAAACCAAGCAUGGUGUAUUAGACCAAAGGGUUUUGAAUAUGCAGACAUUUAAUUUGAUACUGAUCCUGACAUUGCAUUGGAAUUUAUAUUUCAGAUUGUGUAAUGCAAGCUGCGUGGAUGUGACUUGUUAACUGUACAAAUAAAACGUUGAUUUUA